This is a messenger RNA of Belonocnema kinseyi, 6002 nucleotides long. Its product is annotated as collagen alpha-1(IV) chain-like. The record is from RefSeq and is a predicted model, not a curated record. The coding region runs from base 18 to 5504 and encodes 1828 amino acids. The transcript has 8 exons. NCBI's taxonomy places the organism in Eukaryota, Metazoa, Arthropoda, Insecta, Hymenoptera, Cynipidae.
UCGUCGAAGACCUCGAGAUGCUGGUUAUACGGCUACUUCUCGUGAUCCUCGUCUUUUUCGGAAGAUCGGUUUUCUCGAAGUACUAUGAAAAGAGACGAUUCGACAGAUCAAUAAACAGUAAUAGUAUUACGCUCGAAGAUACCAGUUACUUAAAUUCACUCUCAUUUACGGAUUAUUAUACUAAUUUCAUUGCAUAUAAAGAUGAAUUAGAAGAAACGUGUUAUCUGGAAAGAGCAGGAAAAUAUAUUUCCUCUGACAUUAGCUUUUGGAAUGAUAUUCUUCGAAAAAGCAAAUCGAAGACACUAUAUGUGUCUGAUCACUCCAUAAGCAAAUCAGAGGCAAAAGAAAUCGCUGGUGAUAAAAUAGUAGAUUUUUGUCAAGAUGCCAUGAUAAUAUUGUUUUUGGACCCAAAACCUGAAACAGAUUUCGAAAUAAAAUCUCAGAAUCAAGAAAUAGAAUAUAAAAAGUCCAAAUUUGGAGGUAAGGAAAGUCUGGAGAAUAUUCAGUCAACAAUUCAAAACCGACUUAAAAGACAUGUUUUUACGAAGAAAAGGGGAAAAUACAAUAACCGGAAACGUCGUCAAACAGUACCUUUUCGUGGCCGUUUUAGGGGGCAGACACAAUCACAAUAUUUGAGUUCUAGUUCAAAUGGACAAAAGGAUGGCAAAGCUGAAGCUGAGGCCACACAACAAUCAUCCCGUGCAGUUGUCAGUGGUAUCAGUGGUAUGGGUCAGGCGCAGAGCAUGUCUUCCGGCGGCGCAGGGUGUGAGGGAUGUCCUGGAUAUCCCACAGGACCUGGAGGGGGAGUACGUGUUCCGGGAGUAAUAUAUACAGGAGGUACAAUCCCAGGAGAAGAGGUUAGACCAGGUGGUACUUAUUUCAGUGGUGUUACAAAGCCAGGAAGCCCUGGUAUCCUAACACCGCCAUAUCCUGGAGGAAUUCCACCAGGAAGAGGGAGAGAUGGAUCAGUGACUUAUCCCGAGGGUACCAUUCCUGGGCAACUAGGACAUGGACCGGUGCCAGGAGGAAUAUCAUAUCCAGGCGGUAUUAUACCAGGAAGACCUGGAAGUCCAGAAACUUAUACAGGUGAAACCCGUAAAGGUGUCGAAGGCCCAGGAACAGGGAGAAUAUCUUAUCCCGGUGGGGCAGUACCAGAGAAACCAGUAACUCUUGGUACUUAUCCAGGUCAAGUAGUACCAGGCGACCGAGCACAAGGAACAGGAGGUUUAUCAUAUCCGAGUAACAUAGUACCUGGGAGACCAGAGGCUCCAGGAAUGUUUCCUGGCCAAGCGGGCAUCGGAGCAGGUACUGAAACUUAUCGUGGUGGCGUAAUUCCAGGUCGUGGGCCUGUAACAGGAGGAGUUUCUUAUCCGGGAAGAGUAAUACCUGGGAGACCAGGGGCUACAGGAAGCUAUCCUGGUCAAACGGACCCAGGGGACAUAUCAUAUCCGGGAGGUGUUACAUUGGACCACCCUGCAGCUCCAGGAACGUAUCCAGGACAAACGAGGGUCAUAGGCGGUAUUGGAACUUAUCCCGGUGAAGUAAUUCCAGGCGGUGGUGGACCAAGAACAGGAGGUGUUUCUUAUCUAGGCGGAGUAAUUCCAGGCGGCGGCGGACCAGGAACUACAGGUGUUGCAUAUCCAGACGGAGCUCUUCCUGGACGACCAGGAGCUUCUGGAACUUAUCCUGGUGUAGUAAUUCCAGAGGGCGGAUCAGGAACAGAAGGUAUAUCUUACCCUGGCGGUGUCGUGCCAGAUAGCCCAGGAGAUCAUGGAGUUUAUCCAGGACAAACUGGUGUCCUACGAAGUCCUGAAACUUAUCCCGGUGGCAGGCGAGGAAUAGAAGGUGUUUCUUAUCCGGGAGGAGUCGUGUCUGAACGAGCAGGAUCUCCUGGAACUUAUCCUAGUGGAGUAAUCCCAGCCGGCGGAGCAGGUACAGAAAUGAUAUCUAAUCCUAGCGGAGUCGUGCCGGGAAGGCCAAGAGAUUCAGGAAAUUAUCCAGGACAAAGUGACGUUGUAGGUGGUCCUGGAUUUUAUACAGGUGGAGUGAUUUCAGAUGGCGGGCCAGGAACAGGAGGAGUUUCUUCUCCGGGUGUAGUAGUUCCUGGAAGACCCGGGGCUACAGGAACCUAUCCUCCCCAAACGUAUCCCGGACAAACUAGUACAAGAGGUGGAGGAUCAGGCGCGGGUGGGAUAUCUUACCCUGGUGGUGUCAUGCCCGGACGACCAGGAACUCCUGGAAUUUAUCCAGGCAAAACGGAUAUAGGAGGAAAUGCUAUAAAUUAUUCUGGUGGAGUAAUUAUAGGCGGUGGCGGAUCAGGAACAGGAGGGGUUUUUUAUGUCGGCGGAGUCGUUCCUGGUCAGCCAGGAGCUUCUGAAACUAAUUUUCGUGGAGUAACUUCAGGCGGUGAACCAGGAUCAGGAAGUAUAUCUUACUCUGGUGGUACUGUGCAAGGGAGACCUGAAGAUCCUGGAAAGUAUCCAGGACAAAUAGGCGUUGCAGAAGGUCCUGGAUCUUAUCCCAGCGGAAUGAUUCCAGGCAGCGGACCAGGAAGUCUUUCUUACCCGGGCGGUGUCAUACCUGGAAGACUUGAAGCUCCAGGAACUUAUCCAGGACAAGCAGGUGUAGCAGGAGGUAUAUCUUAUCCAGACGGAAUUGUACCUGGAAAACCAGGAGUCCCAGGAACUUAUUCUGGCCAAAACAGCCCGCGAGGAGGACCAAGGACAGGUGACGUUACUUAUAUAGGUCAAGCAUCGGUGGAAGGAUGGGGGGGUGGUAGAAGAAUAACUGGACCAGCCAUACCUGGCGGUAGGGCACCAGGAACUACUGGCAUUAAUUAUCCAGGUCAAGUAAUACCAGGUGGUAUAGAAACUGGAUCUUACCCUGGGUACAACGGACCAAGUGGAGGGCCAAAAACAAGUGGCACAUCUUAUCCAGGAGGUGUUGCUUCAGGUAGACCUGGAGAAAAUUAUCCAAGCGGAACUUCAGGAACUCUUGGAUCUGGUCCUGGCACAUAUCCUGCGAGGACCGUUCCAGGAUCAGUUGGUGUAGUUCCAGGAGGAGGUCCUCAGGCUGGAGGCGUAACUUAUCCAGGUGGAGGUGUACCAGGAAGGCCAGGAACACCAGGGACCUAUCCUAGCCAAACCGGACCUGGCAGAGUAACUUAUCCUGGUCAAACUGGCUCUGGUGCAGGAAAAGAAAAUUAUUCAGGUGGUGUUACACCAGGGGCUGCAGUUCCUGGAAGACAUCAUGGUGAGACAAUUCCCGGAUCAGGUAGAAUUACAGGACCUGAUAGAGGAAGUUCGUUCCCAGAGCGUGCAAUGCCAGGCGGUGGACCAGAAACUUAUCCUGGAAAUUCAGCACCAGGAACUGGAACUGUAUCUUACCCAGGUGGCAUAGUGCCAGGAGGAUCGGUACCUGGUACUAUUCCCGGCAAUGGAGUAUAUCCUGGAAAUGGAACGUAUCUAGGAGCGACAUCAGAAGUCAGUCCAGGCAUUUCCUAUCCUGGAGGUGAUUUACCAAGAAGAGGUUUCCCAGGAACUAUUCCAGGUGAUUCUAAUAUUUAUCCUGGAGGUGUAGUGCCAGGAGGAAAUUAUCCUAGUAGUAUAACACCAGGCGGCGGAACAGGAUCUGGAGUAUACCCUCAAGAAGUAGUUCCAGACACAGGAGCUCCAGGAACUUAUCCAAUAGGCGGUGUUCCAGGCACGUACCCUGGUGGCGUACCAGGGACUUACGAACCGGGACCAUAUCCACCUGGAGGUGUACCUGGAACUUAUACCGGAGGUGUUAUACCCGGAAGAGGUACUCCAGGAACAUAUCCUGGUGGUGCACUUCCAGGAGGAACGUAUCUAGGCACCUAUCCGGGUGGCGUCGUACCAGGCGCAACUGGUGUACCUGGAUCGGGUGAAAAACCUGGAGGUGGUAUAUACACGGGAACAACUGGAGUCCAAGUGGAUGUUUAUCCAGGUGUUGGACCUGGUGGCGCAAGUCCUGGGCAAGUCUAUCCUGGAACUGGAGGUAGUGGACCAGGACAGGUUUAUCAACCAGUUGGAUAUCCUGUCGAAGAUGAAUCUGAUUCUCAUGCACUCAGUUCCGUUAAGCAAGGUGAAGGAGGUACUCAAGCGAGUGCUUCUGCACAGGGAAAAUUCGGGAAAGGCACAGCACAGUCCCAAGUUAGUGGAACAUACACCGGCGGUGGUUCUUUCUCGGCUGCAGCAGGUACAAAUGAUGACAACAAAAGUGCCCAGACUCAGGUGAGCGGUGGAAAAGAAGGAGCAAUUAGCAACGCACAAGGAUCAGGUGGAUUGGGAAAGAGUCAAGUACAAGUUCAAUUAGGUUCCGAUUCAGGCGCUACUUCCACAAAUGCACAGAGCAGUGGAUGGAAUCACGGUACCAAUUCUCAAGUUCAAGCAAGUUCUAAGGGAGGAAUGGCGGAUGCACAAGCUAAUGGAGAAGGACAAACUUCCAGUCAGGCUCAAAUCGGUUUUAAACCUUACAUGAAAACGCAAGAGAAGCCUGAGAAAAAUGCACAACCGUUUAGAGGAGGAGGUACAGCGUCUGCUUCAAGUGGCACUUAUAGAGGGCAAUCACAGUCUCAAAUAGAAGGCUCUUUUAAAUACGGCAUUACUUAUACAGGCGCAGCUCAGGCUGGAUCAGGAUCUGGAGCAGCAGCUUCAAGAAAACCGUUCAAUUUCUCUGACACCAAUACAGACUUCUUUAAAAAGUUCGAAGCAUAUGCACCUCCGUCCAUAACCAACGACAAGACUGAUUCAACUACUCAUUCUUCAGAGACUAAUUACGAUUUGGAAGAUCGCCAGGGUUUGCAAACCAGUUCAAGUUCCAGAAAAACUGUUGUUGCGACCUUGAACAAAACUGCGGCAAAAAAAGCUGAAAAGGCGCAAGUCGAGAAGCACAAAAUUGACGACAACUAUGAUGAUGAUGACUACGAGGAGUAUGAAGAUGAUGAUCUUAAUUACACAUCAUCAGGAAGAACUACUUCUGAUGAUAUUUCUUCACAUAAGCUCGUGAAAGAAACUUCCAUAAUUCGAGACAAUGAUGACCCACCACCAGAUGAAUCUUUACCUGGCUACGUUAUUCCUCCAGGUUAUCAUAAGUCAAAAUCCGGAAGCCAAUUUACAUCAGAUAAAAGUAUUGCACAAGAAAAUAAGUCUGCUUUUUCAGAAACCAGAUCUCUGAAAACCGGUCACGAUCAAAAAAGUGGUGCAAGAAAUCGCAAUCAUGAUCUGGAAAGUUCAACUCAAAAUUCUUCCAAUGCAACGGCGGUUAAGACAAAUUAUUACACGGUUUCUAAUAGCAUCGCAGGAAAGAUGGUGGACGGAAACCCUCCUACGAAAAAGUAUGAGCAUCGAUAUUACACUAAAAGCUCCACUUGUGGUUAUUUUACCUUUUCUUGUAAUGUUGUUUAUGGUUCCAAUGGUAGAACGAAAAUCUGCAAACCUAAAGUUCCAACUCACUCAGAUGGAACGCCGAUAAAGUGUUCGUAAGUCCAAUUCACUUAGGUUUACUAGUAAUAUGCGAAGUAUACAUAACUUGCGAUGUCGAUGUACUAUAUUGCAGAUUAUUAUUGCAUUCAUUUUCAAUCUUUUAACAAACAACGGCAAUCAGAUACUGUUAAAUUAUAAUUAUCUUCUAAAUUGUUACUCUUCCAAUUUUGAAUUGUUAAUCUUUUAUUAUUUUUGAGGUAUUAGGGGCUUCGAAUUUUUUGUUACAAAAUAAGGACUUAACGAAUGACAGCUUUUUCGCGAGAAAAAGAAUCUUCAAUACUUGAUCUCAUGAAAUUCUUUUUAAUAAAUUAUUAUUGUUAAACAUAGUUGAAUUUUAUUUAAGAAAUAAUAUUUUUGUCAUAAAAAACUAUAUUCAAAAAUAAGAUGAGGUCUAGUUGUGAAGACAUUUUUUUCCAAGAAAGUAAACUUCUCAUUCAUUGAAAUCAUAUUAUUUUGUUUUAAAUUUCGUAAUGACUAUAAUAGCUCCAUUAAAAGUUA